Astrephomene gubernaculifera is the source of this 1247-nucleotide messenger RNA. The record is from the annotation of a GenBank genome assembly. NCBI's taxonomy places the organism in Eukaryota, Viridiplantae, Chlorophyta, Chlorophyceae, Chlamydomonadales, Astrephomenaceae.
UCUCUGCCCUCCAGGUGAUGUGCCAUGCCACGGCAGCCGCCGCUGCCAAGGGCACUGGUACCGGCGCCGCCACCGCUGCAGCGCCCUCGACCUCCAUAGGAUAUCGACAGUCGGAGAAGGCCGCCGCAGCCGCCCACAAGGUCGCGCAGGAGGGGGAGGCCACUCAGGGCCUGGCCCAGAUCAUCACACACAUCGCAGCAUACCUGCAGCAACACCAACCGCAGGAAGCGGCGGCUGCGGCAGCAGCAGCAUCCGCAGCAGCGGCGGCGCCUUCGGCGCCGCCGCCGCCUUCGGCGGCGGCAGGUGCCGACGCCGCUCCGGCUGCGGAUCGCACCGCCAGCGGCGCCCAUGCUAGCUCCUCCGGCAGUGGCAGCGGUGCUGCUAUUGCUUCUGGCGGCGGCGGCAGUAGCUCUCCCGGCUGCAGCGCUGCGGCCUACGUUGCCGUACUGAAGCCGCUGCAGGUGGAUGCGGUGUCGGGGUUGGACAAGGCGGGGGCGCACCACUACGCCAACUCCGUGCGAAAUGAGUCGCAUGUUCCCAAGACGCGGGCGAUGCGACUAGCAAAGGAGGUCGCCUCCCUGGAGUCGCUGCUGCCGCUGUCGCCCUCCUCCUCCGUGUUCGUGCGAGUGGACGAGGGCGCCGUACAGCUCUGGAAGGCGAUUGUCAUAGGGCCCGAGGACACGCCGUACAGCGGAGGGUGCUUUGUGUUUGACUUUUACUUCCCGCCGCAGUAUCCCAACUCGCCGCCGCAGGUUCACCUGGUCACGACGGGCGGCGGGCGGGUGCGCUUCAACCCCAACCUCUACGCCGAGGGCAAGGUGUGCCUGUCGCUGUUGGGCACCUGGUCGGGGGACCGAGGGGAGCAGUGGAACGCGGACGUGUCGACUGCCGUACAGGUGCUCAUCUCCAUCCAGUCGCUCAUCAUGGUUCCGGAGCCCUACUUCAACGAGCCCUCCUACGAGGGGCAGACGGACGAGCGGGGCAAGACAGCGUCCCGAGAGUAUAACAAGGCCGUCCGUGAGAACUGCGUGCGCUACGCCAUGCUGGACGUGUUGCGCCACCCGCCCGCCUGCCUUGCGGAGGUGGUGCGGGGGCACUUCCGGCUGCGGAGGGAGGCGCUGUUGGCGCAGAUCAAGAGCUGGGCGGAUGAGGGGCGGCAGCACGACUCGGGGCAUGCAGGGCGGCUGAUGGACAUGCGGAAGGAGCUGGAGACGCUGAUAGCGGCGCUGUGAGAUGGGUAGUUGGCG